AUGAGUUCUCAAAAUUCAUCAAGAUUAAUAGAAGAACAAAUAUCAGAACAAGGAUCAGAAAGUAACAAUGACACCACUACUGCUUCUACUAUUAUGAAUAGUAAUGAUGAGGAUAACCAUAAUAAUUCAGUUGAAUUUUUUCCUAAAAAAAAGGAUGAUAAAUUAUCAUCGUCAGCAACAAAAAUAUCAAAGGACAAAAUUGAUAAUUCACCACAAACUUCAACAUCAGCAUCAAAUAAUGAAACAAUAACCUCUGUGUCAAAAAAUAAAUGUUAUGGAGUUUUAAAUGAUAUGUUUAAAAUAAAUCUUGUUCCAAAUCUAUCAUUAAAAUCUUCUUCCAGUAACACUGCUACCACAUACACUCAUCGACUUUCAUAUAACACUAGAAAUGAUGCUUAUUAUGAAAAUGGAAAUUUGGAUGAUAUUUACAUAAGGGGGUGGGAACGUGGUGCUUUUAAAGCUGUUAAUAUGGUAUAUUUAGCAAGAGGUAUUAUAGAUUAUAAUGAAAAGUCGGCAAAUAUUAUAUGGAAGUUUGAUUAUAGACCUAGUAAAUUGGUAAUCAAUUCAAUAUCACUAAAAUUACGAUUUUCAACUUUUGAUGAAACAGCAUCAGUAAAAUGGAUGAUUCAAUUGACACCAACUAGAUCUAAUCCAAAUACAGAUUGGAUCUUAUUGGAUUAUAGUGACAAUACCAAUAAUAAUAUAUAUUGGGAAAGAAAUGAUAAUGAUGGACGUAAAGAUUUAACUGCUGUUUUUAAUCUUGCCUUAUUAUCAGGUGGUACAACUCAUUAUUGUUGGCAAAAAACACAAUUAUUUAGACAAGCAUUGACUAGUCCUAAUAAAGAUGAUCCCAAUAGUAGGAAUGGAAUGGCAGACGAUGAUGAAAGUUUUGGGUUGGAUGUUAAAGUAGAAUUGAAGCCGCAAUUUAUUUGUGAAUUACCUUUAAAUAAUAACAAUAAUACAAUACCUUCUUAUUCCUCCCCUUUGCAGAAUAAUACUUCACAAAUCAAAAAACCAUUUAUACUUGAUGAUUUAUCAGAUAGUGAUUUUACAAUUAUUCUUGAUAAUGAUUAUGAUGGGAAUUCAAAUACUGCUACUACUUUAGAUGAUAUGGCUAUUUCAAGCAGUAUGACCACUUCAAUAGAUUCAAAUGCUGCCACUAUUUCAACAUCACCGUCAACAUCACCAUCCACAUCAAAUGAACCAUCAAAAAAAAAAUCAUUUCAUGUCCAUUCAAAAAUUUUGACUGACAAUUCAGAAUACUUUAACGCAUUAAUCCAUUCACCAAUGAUUGAAUCGCAAAACCAUACACUUUUAUUGAAAGAUACUUCCUAUCAAACUAUGAAGACUAUACUUGAAUUUUUAUAUACGGGUGAACUAUCGUCAAUUAAUAAAGAUGAUGGUAAAGAUGAUAAAGCAACAACUGUACCAACAAGUGGAGUAGAACAAUGGAUUGAUUUGCUAUAUGUAGCAACAAGAUUUUUAAUCAAACCAUUAAUUCAACGAUGUGAAAAAGAACUUGGAAAAUUUGUUAAUAUGGACAAUGCUAAUGAAUUUGAACUAAUUGCUAAUGAAUGUGGUGCAGAUCAAUUAUUAACAUAUUGUAAGACACUUGAUUUCAAAUCACCAAAUUAUGGUGAUGAUGAUGAUUAUCUUUAUGCUACUUCUACUAGUAGUGGUGAUGAAACAAUAUAUGAUACAGAAUAUGAUGAUGCUAAUCAUAAUGAUGUUGAGGAUGAGGAGUUUGUUGCUUAUCCUGAACACAAUAAUUCAAACAAUGAUUUUAAUCCUAACCUUAACCAAAAUAUUUUUCCUAUCAAUGAUAAUGAUGCAACCAAAAUUGACUUUGAACAAAAAAGUAGAUGUGAACCUCUCAGUAAUGAAUCUUCGAUUUUUGCCUCUUAUAAUUUGAGUAAAAAUGGUUCUACAACUUCAAAUGAUGAUAAUAAUGCUCAACAUGAUAAAAAUAAAGUAACAUUUGAUCUUGAAAAAGGAUGUGAAGAUAUUGUUAAAAACGAUAAGCUCGAUCAUGUAACCGUCGUGGAUAAUGAAUUGUUAAAUUUCUCCGAAGAUAAAGUAACAAAAGUGAAAAGUAAUGAUGAUCAACAAUUUGGUGACAACAAUGAUUCUUCUAAUUCUACAAAAAGUAAUUUAAUAGAACCAACUACAAUCAAUUCUCAAACUGAUGAUCAGUCAACUAAUAAAAACAAUCCUAAAAAAUCUAAAAAACGAAAUAAAAAAAGGGACAAACAAAAAAUCGAAAAUUCUACUUUAUUGUUGUCUCUAAACGAUACUUCAAACAUCCAAACAUUUGAAACAGACGACAACAAUCAGCAUGAAAAUAAUAUUUAUCAAUUAGACUCUGCGUCUACUAGCCAGGUUUCCACCGUUAACGAUGAAUAUAUUGAAGUUAAGUUUCAUGUUCAUUUGCCGCAAUCUGUUAAAGGUAAAGGCGAUAUAUGUGUUGUCGGUAGCAUUAAGGAGUUAGGUGAAUGGAUAGAGCCUGUUGUAAAACUUUGCCAACAAAGCUCUAAAUUUUCGAAAAACAAAUCUAUUUAUUGGUUUUCAAAUAUCGUCAAAAUCCCACUUCAAGUUAUUGAAACAAACCACAAAAUAACUUAUAAAUAUGCAAUAUUUUUAAACAGUAAGCAACGAAAAGCAUUAAAAAAUGAUAUUAUUUUCGAAGGUUUUGAUGGAAAAUACGAACGUUUACUGGAAACAAGUCACAGAAAUCACUAUGAUAUAUGGAAAGAUAACGAUGAUUUUAAAAUAUCGUUUGAAAUUAAUAAUUAUGAAUUUGUGAAUAUCAUUUACAAUACUUUAGAUGCUAAUAAUUUAAAUGACAAAUUAUUUGAAUUUGAUACUAUAUUUCAAAAGCACAAAGAAUUAGUAAUUGAAGCCGCUGGUAUUCAUUUUAUUGAAGAAAAAAUUAGAAACAAUAAAUUUAAUGAACAAAAAUUUUUUUUAAUUUUUUUAUUGGGGAUCCAUGGAAAAAAUAAUUCUAAAAUUUUUCAAUAUUGUAAUUUUAAACCUCAUAAUUUACUCGAUUCUAUUAAUCAAAUUAAAGAAAGCACUUUUCCAUCACAAUUUUGUCAAAUUGCACUAAAAGGCAUUAUAGAUUUAGUAUAUCACAUUGGAAAGCAGAAUUCAUUGGAUUGGUUAAAUAUUUUUUCAGUCGCAAAUAUUUUGGAUAAAGAAUAUUCUUUCCUUGAUUCUUUCUCUGAUAUCAAUUAUGAUAAUAACACGAUGAAAGGAUUCUUUGAAGCUUUGCCGUCGUUAGUUAAACCAUACAUUGAUGAUGGUCUUGAUAUAAAUAUCUAUACAAAAAUUGCAAAAGUAGUAAGAAUGUGGAGCGAAGUUAUUGUUCAUUCUUCAGAACUGGAUGAAAAACUUCAAGAAUGUAUGGUUAAUCGUAUUGAUCGCAUCAUCAGUAAUAAUAUCUCUUUACAAGAUCCCAUAACUUUACUUCGUCAUUAUUUAUAUAUUCCUAUUUAUAUCAGACAUAACAUGAAAAAAACGUUUAGAACUAAAAUAUUGGAUUGUUUUAGGUUAAGUCAACAUAAACAUAAUUGGAAAGAUGAGCAAGUUACAGCAAUUCUUGAUCUUAUUCUCAAACAUGAAUUCGAUUGGCCAAAACAAGAUUUUGUAUCUUUAGUAAAAUAUGUACGGACGGUAGCCAAUAUCAAAAUUUUGUUAAACUUUCCUAUCUUGUUGGAUAAAUUUUUUGAAAAAUACGAUCUCGAGAAAAACGAACAACAAAAGAUUUUAGAAGCUUGUGUUACUUGGUUUAAUGUCCUUUGUGACCAAAUAUCUAAUAAAAUAGUUUCAGAAAAUGAAGAUGGAUAUGUUUAUCAAAUUUUCGACAAAUUGUCAUCCACACAUGAUGCGCUUGGUAAAAGAGAAUUAUUUUGGAAUGAAAUCCUAGAGGCCGGUAUAAAUCGUAUCAAAAAAUCUCAAGAACAAUAUAUUUUAAAAGCAACUUGCCAAGUAAUUGAUUUUCCUGCACUUAAAAACCGAUUUUAUGAAUUGAUUAAAGAAUUAUUUAACACUUCCAACGUUACUAUUGACAAUAAUUUAAUAACCAAAGUCAAAAUUAUUUGCAACUGUACAUCUUCAAAUUUAGAUAUUCCAAAUGAAUUGUGCGAAACAAUUAUUUAUCACAUUGUAUCAUGUUUAUCCGUCGACGCUGGUGAUUCAUAUUAUGAUUUAAUUGAUCAAGCGGAAUUUUGGAAACUAAUUUUCGAUGCACAGAAUAAUACUGAAAUACUUUUCACACACAAGUAUAUUCAGAUUGUCUCAAAAAAAAUCUUAAAAUUAUCAGAUUUAAUUUUACAGAAAAGGAUUGAUGUCAGUUUUCUUCAAGGUCUUUUAAAAUACGAUGACGAAUUACUUUAUUCGUUUUUUAAAGCUUCUAACAUUAAAAAGGACACAUCUUUGCUAAUAGUUUCAAAAGAUGUUUUAGUUGAAGCUCGUAGACACUGUAAAGAUUAUGAGCAAAAACUUGAAUACCUUUAUGCAUUUUAUGUUAGAUUUUGCCCUAGUGAAAAAGUCGACAUAUCAUCGUUCCUUGACGAUAUUAAAGAUCGUAGAAACAUGUUGGAUAAAAUCACAUAUGAAGAAUCAAAAAAUUCUGAUCAUUGGGAUAAGCAUGAUAAAAUAUUUGGAAUGGCAAUUAAAAUUUAUAAUUUUCGCAAAUCACAAGUUUUUUAUAAUAUGUUUGAAGAGAUUAUUUCCAAAAUAAAUGUGAAGAUUUCAUUAGAAUAUUUGGUUCAAAGUUUGAUUCCAAAAGUUUUCGAACGAUUUAAUGCUCUUUCUGAGGAAUAUGUAAAUUGGAAAUCAUCCAGUUUUUCAACAAAUGCUUGUAUUUGGAAAAAUGUUGCUAAUAUUGAUGACGAGUUAAAUUUAUUUACAACCAUUGAAAAAGAUACCAGGUUUUUGAGAACAUUAAAGUUUCUUUCAAUGAUCGAACAAUGGAUCGGAAAAUUGAAUCAAUUAUCUCAAGUUACUGGCUUUUUUAAUAUUCCUCGUGAGAAAAACGAUUGGCUUGAAGAAGAUUUACUCUAUACGUUAAAUGAUCAGAACUUAACUUUAGGAAAACUUAGCGAUUGCACUUCUAUUAUAGAAUUGCGUUUUUCAAGAUUCGAUGACAGUUGGGCAUUAAUUAAAGAGUUAUCAGUUUCUGGAGAAUUUAUUAAAUUUCUUCAAAGUAUUGCUGGUCAUGACAUUAAUCAUCUUAUAAACAGUGUUGAUGAUCAUUCGGAUGAAAGACUCAUUCAAGAGGAUACCGUGUCAUCACUCAUGCAAGUCAAACAAUCCUUACUUCCAUUGAUGAACGAAGCCGAGAAUUCAAAUCUAGAUGCUUUUAUUUCAGAUAUUCGAAGUGUAACUGAUGCUGAUUCAAACUUUUCUCUUCCAGGAAAAAUUAUUUUAUGCAACAGCCAUUUUUUUGCUUUGCAAAAUCUUUAUUUAAAUAUAUCUAAAAAAGAAGAAGUUACAAAAGACAAAAUUAUAAAUGCUGUUGAAAUUGGCGUAUACAAAUUUAGAAAAGAAGUAAAGGACAAAAAAUGUUCAGUAGUAUUGACUUAUUCAUCCAAGAAAACAAAGACCACUACAACUUUAGACUUUAAUGCGUUACAUGAUUUGCGUGGAAGAGCAUUAUUAAUAGCCAAACCUGCAUCUAUUAACGCAGAUUUUAACAAUAAUAUUGUAGAAAAGCAAAAGAAAUCGAUGGAUGAGUUUGUAAAUCAAGUCGAUAUGGUUCAAGAAAUUAUUGAUCUAAUUUCCAAGUUAAUAGAAUCUGGUCACUUUAACUUUAAAUUUAUUACAUUUAAUCUUAAAGGGCGAAAAGAGAUUUCACAAAAAAUUUACUGUUUGAAAAAUAAUUUGCACGAUUGGGAGAAUAUGGUGAAUAUCACACAAAAAUCUCACUAUUAUAUGACAUUUUAUCCACCUCGUCAUAUUCUUACUUUUCAAACUUAUUUUACAAUCCGAAAUGCACCUUAUAUCAUCAAAAAAGAUUGUCAAACUCUUAUAAGAUUUGUCCAUCCAAAUGCUAAAUUACCAAAUGAUGGAUUACUAUCUAAAAAAGACGCUCAUCCAAAACUUUUGGGAGAAAUUGGAAAAAUACUGGAGGAAAUUUUUAGAGUUUUGCCAAGACAUAGUCGAAAUCUUAGCGUAUCAAACAAUCAAUUGGUGAUUUCAGAUGUAGUUGAAAAAGGCAAAUUAUUUGUGGCUGCAUGCAAUGAUAAGUCAAAAAUUCCAAAUAUUAUAAUGUCAUUAUAUGUUAAUCACAAAAAACGCCCCGAACCUUGGGAAGUUCUAGUCUGUACAAAGUCAACAACAGAAGGAGAGUUAUCAAUAUUUGUUAAAAGAUGUUUUUUAUCUGCGAAAAAUGGUUUUGAAGGACAUCUAUUUUGCAUAGCAAAUUUAGAAUUACUUGACUUUGAACUACAACAUGGGUUAGUAAAGAAAAUACAAGAUAUGGCUAAAAAAGAAACUGAUUUUUAUCUGGCUUUGAUUUGUUUUCAACAACCUGGAACACAUCACCAUAUAUUGGAAGAAUUUUCGGAAAAUGUCCAACCAACUAAUGGAUUAAAUACUGAAGCAAUGAAACACAUUUUUCAUAAUAUAUGCUGUGAUGUUAUAUGUGUCACAUCAAAUUUAUCUGGUCAAGGCAAAACCGAAUGGAUUAAACAGGAUAGUUUCAAGAAAAAUAGACGUAUACAGAGUUUUCUUAUUAGUGAUGAUGCCAAUUUUGAAAACCUUGUUGGAGAAUUAAAAGAAUGUCAUAUAAAGAAUUACACCGAUCUCCAUAUAAAUAUUAUUUCCGCAAAUCAUCCGGAAGAUGUUAAUAUGUUUUUAUUUCAAAUAUUAAUGUUUGGGUUUGUAUCCAACAGUAUAGAUAUAGUGCAGCUUCAGCGAACCAAUGUUUACAUUGAGAUAUCCUCCUCUGUAGAAAAUCACUUAUUAGAUCUUUUACCGUUUACAAGUUAUCUCAAAAGAGUACAUUUAGAUUGGGAUAUAAAAAAUUUUAUUGUAUCUAAAGAAAUACAUAGCCCAAUUCAAAUUGUGUGUCAUUAUUUAAAUUCAUUGGAUUUAGAAAAACUUGAUUCUACCGAGAUAUCUUUCAGAGGACCUAACUCUAUAAAUCGACCAUUAAAUGAUGAAAUAUGUCGAAAUCUUUUGGAAAAGUAUUUCUUUGAAAGAAGUGCUCCAGAAGUUAUUUCGUAUCGUUUUCUUGAGAUUUUUACAAAUGUAUUGGCAGAUCAAUUAAUAAGGCUUUCAUCAAGUUCCUUUUUUAAAGUAGAAAAUUUAAAUUUAAUGGUAGAAGAAAAAAAUAUCAGAACAACAUUGUUAAAUACGUUGAUGGAUGUUUCUAAAGAUUUUUCCAUUAAAUCUUUUAAAACAAAAUCUGCACAAAGUAAAGCGAUCUCAAAAGAUGUUGAAAACUCAAAGUUAGAGGACAUUAUUCGUUGGGAUGAUUCAAAUCAUUUAUUAGUAUUUUUUUUAUCCCAAGUUCCCGAUUCAAUUUAUGCUUUGUAUCGAGAUAAAACAAAAGUCCCUGAUAAUGUUAGGGUAUUAUUGAAAAGUCAGAAUGUAGGGCAGGAUCGAUGGCAACUAGAUGAUUAUCACAAAUCAUCACCAGAAGAUUUAUUAGAAGUACUGGAAAAAUUAGCACGUAGAACCACACAUAAUAUUGAUUAUCCGUUGUAUGCAUUGUCGACUGAUAACUUGUUAAAAAUGGCAAUGAUUUUAUUAAGAACUCGUGCUAAUAUACCCGUAGUAAUUUGUGGAGAAGCCGGAUGUGGAAAGACCAGUUUGAUUAGUUUUUUGGCCAAGAUAGUGGAAGCAGAAUUUAUGACUUUAAAUCUUCACGCUGGUAUUCAAGAACAGGACAUAAUCAAUUUUAUGACAAAUGCCAAGGCAUGCGUGAAUAAAGGCGAAGUUUGGUUAUUCUUUGAUGAAAUUAAUACUUGUAAUCAUAUUGGAUUACUUGCUGAUCUUAUUGCCCACAGAUUAAUUAAAGGAAUAGAAAUACAUCCAAAAAUUCGACUUUUUGCAGCAUGUAAUCCUUAUCGUAUACGUACCAGAAGUAUUAGUCAGGUCGGAUUAGAAGUUAAGAAUAGAAUAUACAACGAACAAAGUGACCUUGUUUAUCAAGUAAAACCAAUUCCUGAUCAAAUUUUAGAUUAUGUUUGGGAUUAUGGUGUACUAGAAUCAAAUGAUGAAAAAAAAUAUAUUGAAAUUAUGGUAAAAAAUCAAUUAAAUACGAAAAAGAAAGAUCUUUUUGCCAAACUAUUGUUUGAAUCUCAAAAAUUCAUAAGAGAAAUCGAAGAACCUUAUAGUGUGAGUUUACGAGAUGUUAAGCGUGCAAUUAAAUUGGUAAAAUUUUUUGAGGAAAGCCUUAAAGAUCGUCCGCCAAUUAAAGCAGAUGCGCAAAAAUAUCCAAGAAAUACUGGUUCCAUCGAUAUUACAGUUCGAUCAUAUGUAUUAUCAUUGGCACUUUCUUAUCAAGCGAGGAUUGCGCGGAAAGAUUUACGUGAACAAUUUAGAAAAAAAUUGUGCGAAAUCUUCCAAUUUAUCAGUGAAAAACAAUUCAUUAAUAUAAUAAGGGAGGAACAAGAAGAUUAUAUCAAUAGAAUGAUCCUCCCUCCAAAUACUGCAAAAAAUGAGGCACUCUUGGAAAACGUAUUAGUCAUGAUUGUAUGCAUUUUAACUAAAAUACCUGUAUUUAUUAUCGGAUCUCCAGGAUCUUCAAAGUCUUUGGCUAUUCGACUUGUUAGUCAAAGUUUGCGUGGAUCAGACUCAAAUGAUCAAUAUUUCAGACGAUUGCCACAGAUAUAUAUAAUUCCACAUCAAGGAUCAUCAUCUUCAACAUCUGAUGGCAUUUUAAAUGUUUUUGAAAAGGCACAAAAUUUUCAGAAUACAAGUUCUGAAGAGUUCCCUGUAAUUAGUGUAGUGUUACUUGAUGAAGUUGGGUUGGCAGAGACUUCGAGUGAAAACCCAUUGAAGGUUUUACAUUCACUGCUUGAACCAAGUUAUCCUGCAGAAUCUCCAACGGUUUCUGUAAUAGGUAUUUCCAACUGGAGAUUAGAUAAUAGUAAAAGUAGUAGGGCAUUAUUAGUUCAAAGGCCCAAGUUUGAACUUAAAGAUUUGGUUGAUAUUUCAACCAGUUUAUUGACUGACAAAAUCCAUAAUGUUUCUCAAGAGGCGCUUCAACCACUUGCAGAAGCUUACUCUAAAUAUGAAAAAGAACAAGAACUUUCAAACUUUCAUGGACUUCGUGAUUAUUAUUCGCUAGUUAAAAGCCUUUCAUUAAAGGAAUUAACACCCGACAACAUUCAAAUGGCAUUAGCUCGCAAUUUUGGUGGUACAGAAUAUAAUGAUAACAUAUGUAAAAAGUACUUUAAAGGUAUAAUUGAAGCAUUUAACUCUCACCACAAAUGGAAUUAUAAGCCAAUUCCUGUUUCUAAGCUGAUAGAUGCAAACAUUAACGAAGACGGUGCAAGACAUCUAAUGCUAAUAGGAAAAAGUGAUUCACUAAUAAAUAUAAUCACAUAUAAACUCAGAGAAAAGAAAUUAGACCCUGUUGUGAUUCUAGGGUCUCAUUUCCCUGAAGACAAUCAAGAUUAUUCAUACAGUAUUUUAAAUAAAAUAAUGAUGUGUGUAGAAGCAGGAAAGCCUUUAAUUCUAACUGAUUUGGAGAUAAUUUAUGGGAGUCUUUAUGACCUAUGGAACCAAAAUUAUAUUGUCGUUGGAAGUAAAGAUGAUCCAAAAUAUUAUACUAGAGUUGCAUUGGGUGCCUUUUCAAACCCCAUGCUUCAUGUUCACAAGGAUUUUAGAUGUAUUCUUAUUAUGAGUCAAAAAAAAUUAGAAGAAGCCGAUCCUCCACUUCUUAACCGAUUUGAAAAACAAAAAAUAACUUUAAUUGACAUCUUAACUAAUGAAAACUUACAAUUAGUAAAAGUACUGAAAACUUGGGUGGAAAAAUUUUCAAAAAUAACUGAUACAGUCUACUCAAAUGAUAAAUUCACAGAAUGUGAUUUAUUUAUUGGUUACAAUGAAGAUGAGACGCUACAAAGUUUAGUCAUAGAUGUAAAGAAAAACAAUCCAAAUCUAAAUGAUGAUGAAAUUCUUGAAUUAUGUAAAGGAUCGUUAAUAGAAAUUGCAACCUCUGAUGGUAUUAUUCGAGCAGAAAAAUCAGGCUUAAGCCAGAAAGAAGUUAAUUAUUGGAAGAAUGUUUAUUUGAAAUUACAAUUUCAUGAUAAUAUUGUUGACUACAUAAAAAAUUAUUUAUUAGACGCAUCUAGUUCCGAUGAACAAAUUGGAGAAUGUAUUAUAGUUAAUACAUUUUCAAAUAUUAAUACAGAUUUAAAAUCUCACCUUCGAGAAUUAGUUGACUGUUUUAUUUUUAAACUUUCAGAAUUCAAAACUGAAUCAUCCUAUCAAAAUAGGAUAAAAGACUUUUGGUUUAAUUCAGAGAGUAAAAUACUUAUACUACAAUGUGAUGUUGCAAUAGUUGAUGAAGGAUGUAUAAAACUUGCAAAAUUUAUUAUUGAACAAUAUCAAGCUGAAUACUUUUCAAACAAAGAUCAAAAUAAGAUUAAACAUGUCUUUAUUAUUCUUCAUAUUUAUCGUGAUUCUAACGCUUCAGUAACUACAUUCAAUUUCAUGUGCGGGUGGAAGCAAGUUACAAUAGAAAGCCUUGUUCCACAAGAAAAACCAUUAUCCAUUCUUUUAGAUGGAACUAUGUGUGAGAUUAUUAAUAAUGUUUGUUCGUUUGAAGAAAUUCUUAAACAAGAAUUAUUGUGGUGUUUACUAUGUAUGAAAUACCCGUCAAAUUCCAAAUCAGUUGAACAUAUAAGAUACCUUAACAGUAACAUUCAACAACAUCAAUAUUUUGUAAAAUAUUUAAAAGAUCUUACAAUGAAAUGGCUAGAAGAAAAUUCAACAACUAAUUGGCAAUAUUCUGUAGCAUCCAACAAAAAGUUGUUAUAUCCAUAUUCAUCAUUUUCAACUGCUUUACAAUAUCAUAUACAUUCAGUGGUACGUGAACCAAUUGCAAAAAUUUUAUGCAUGUUUGAGCGUUUAGCAGUAACCAAGACCUUUAUUACACAAUUUAAUGAAGAAAAUCAACAAUUUCAAGAAUUUAUUGACGAGAUGAUUAUGAAUAAAGACGUUAUAAAAAUCAAUGAAUUAGAAAAACCAGAACCUGAUCGUUAUAUAAUUCCAUCAGUUAUUUAUGAUCUUAAAUUUCCAUUUUCUUAUUAUUAUAUGAAACAAAUUGAUAGUUAUAAGAGUCAUUAUGAGCAAGAAAUUAAUAUAUAUAUGCAAGAGAAAGAGAAUAUUGAUCCUGAAACUGGAAUACUAUAUGAGCAUUUACAGAUUGAUUUUGACAAUAACUUUGCCAAAAAAUUAUUUGAAAUUGUUUCGAAUGGUCAGGAAUCACCUUUAAAGAGGGCUUCAGAUUUAUAUUUUCAAGAUUUUAUUAGUGUUAUUUGUGCUAAUGAAGCUAAAACAAAAGAAAGAAACCAAGAUAUAUUAAAACUUGUUUUUAAACGUCUUGUUGAACAAGGAAAAAUCUUUAAUCCAGUCAUAUAUCAUAUCAUUUGGUGGAGACAUUCAAAAUCUAUUCUUGCUGAAUUUCGCUUAGCUUCUAAUUAUAGUAAUAUAAACUCUAAUUUAAUCACACAAAGUCAUGACCAAUCAUCUCCAAAAUUUAGGCAGUUCAUUGUUAAAGAAGUUGCGUAUAUGAUGCUUAAAAAUUUUUUAGAAAUUAAAGAUGUGAACAAUAAUAUUUCAAAUUGGCAAACUAAAGUUUUCAAUAUACUUUCUCUUAGUACACAGAUAUUAAAUUCUUCUUCAGAACCUAUGCUAUUUAUACUUCAAACUUGUCAUGACCUACUUUCAACAGAAUCAAUUAUUAUUGAUAAAAUUAAACACAUCAUUAAGCGUAUUUUUAACUCUGAUAAUGAUAAUAAAGACAUUGAUAGAAAAGGACGGGACGAUUUCCUUGAGAAAGCCAUGGAAAUUUUAUAUAAUUUGGAUUACGAUGAAAAAACCUUAAUAGCAUGGCAUUCAAUUUUUAAAAAAUGUCUCGAGAUUUUGCCAAUAGAGUCGCCUGUUCGAAUAAAUUUGUAUGGAAAGCUAUUUUCAGAUGUACCUUUUCCAUUGAUGGGCACAAUUAUUAAACAAAUAUUUCAAAGCGAAGAAAAUAUUAAAAAUAAUAUUUUUUUUGAAUUAGUUAAUGAUCCAAGAAAUAUUUCUCCAAGAUUAGAUGUUAUUGACAAAUGCUUGAAAUCCCAACAGCCACACUCAAGAAUGUCUGCUUUAUGCUCUGAUAUAAUUCAAAAAACAUUUUUUUCACAGUAUGAUUUACAUGUUUUAUCAAUUAAUUUUCGUCAAGCAAUUGCGGUCUUGCAUAGUAAUUUUCGUAAGGAUAUUCAGCUAAUAUGUGCUAUAUCUUUACUUAAAGAAUUUGUGCAUAGGUUUUGGGACACUACUCUACAAGAAGAUCCUAUGAAACCAAUUUAUUUCGACUUAAUGGAAACAAAUAAUUUUAACCCAACAACUUUGAUAGAAGACAUCAAUGAAUCCAUGGGAUCGUUACAUCCAUUGAUUCAUUCGUUGAAGGUUUAUUUCUUACGGAACCUUCGUUUUCGAGAGUUUUCUAUGAGUGACAUAAAAAAAUUUUGUGAGAUGCAAAUUUACACUUUACCAUGGCUUGGUAGUAUAACAUGGGAUAAUCAGCAGCAAACCGGAUUAUCAUUUAAUCCGUUUUGGCCUAUUGAUGAUUAUGUAAAAUUAGAGAGAUAUUAUUCAACACUGUAUAGCUUUAAUAUGAAAUCACCUAUUAAAGAAUUCUUUGAUGAUUUAAAACAUCAUAAAAAUGUUUCAUAUCGUAUAGCUUUGAUAGGGAUUAUUUUUGUUCAUUUACAUUCGAUCAAAGCUGUAAGAGAAAGAACAGAUUCUGAAGAUCAAAUAGUUGAAUAUUUCCUCGAAAGAAUAGGUGAAAUGAGUGAUAAUAACAAUUUAAAUCUUUAUAAAACAACUGUUCGUAAAUUGUUGAAUGAUGAGUUUUCUUUUCUUCGAAUCUCAAAUCAAACAAAUAAAAAAGAAUUAUUGAUUAAAUCAAUGAUUUUACAUACAAUAGCCAUACAUUCAUCAACCUCACAAUCUUUUUCGCCUCUUUCAUACUAUUUACAAAGAUUAGAGAAUUGCAAAAAUGAUUUUAUCAUGACUUGUCCAUCAGAUAUCCAAUCAGUCAUUAUUAAUGCGGUGGUUAAUACAGGCGAUUGUGGAAGAGCUUACGAAGAAAGUAAUUGUCCCCAGUGUAAUAAUAAAAUUGGUGGUUUAGAUCAUGUAUCUGCUCCUGGCAACAUAAAAAUAGAUUCAAAUCCUAUAACAAGAAGUUUAGAAAUCAAUAAUGAAACUGGAUAUAUAAUGGAACCACCAAAUAAUGAUAUGGAUCACAAUUCAACAAAAAUUAGAAAUGCGAGUGAAAGAGAACAAUUGGAAAAAGAAUUUCACCUAAAAUAUUUUGAGCCACAAUUUACAAAUUUUUAUGAUACUAUAAAUAAUUUUCGUACUAAAUUAAAUCAAAUUGAAGCUGAUUCUAAAGGAAUAACAUCAAAUUUGGUUGAAAGUGAAAUAGAUGAAACUGUAAAAACAGAUGAGACGGAUGAGCACUAUAAAAAAUAUUCUAAAGAUUAUUUACCAAAAUUAUGGAGGGUAACUGGUGAUACUAGUUAUGAUAAUUUAAAGGCUUUUUUUAAUAAUAGUAAUUCAAUGAAUCAAUCACAAUAUUUAUUUUUAUCAAUUUAUUUUAAUCAUGAUGAUAAGUUAAAAUAUAUUAAACAUCUUGAACCAAUUUUAAAAUUUGUCAAGAUAUUAGCAGAUCGUCUUGAAUAUCGUUUGUUAAGAGAGGAAGCUCAAAAAAUGACAUUCAAAGAAUUUAUUGAUAAAGAAACUAAUCAUCAAAAAUCUGGAGAAAACUAUGAAUAUUUAAUGACAAGUUUUAAAGAAUUUUCAAAAGCAUGGAAUUUUAUUAUCGACAAAGUAAAUCAAUUUCAAUGCCAUGAACUUCCAAGCUCAAGACCAAAAAUAGAUCUUAGUUGUCCAAUAAUAUUUGGAUUGGUCGAAUCUGAAGAUACGGGAAUAUAUAUUUGUGCUAUCAUUGAUUAUUUGAUUGGAUUACAAAACAAUUUUCUAAAAGAAGUAAAUGGAAUUCCUAUUAAAAACUGUUCAUCUCUAAAAAUUUUAAAGUUAGGUCCAUUAAAACACAUGGAAUCGAUGAAACUUGAAAAUAUGAAAAGCAACAAUUAUAUUAAUUUUGAUUGGGAUGAUGAAUUACUUCAAUAUAGUCAAAUAAAUUUGAAAGAAGGUCAUGGAAAGGAUAUUAUAUAUGACCUUUUAAAGAUCGAAGAUGUUAAAAAUCUGAUAAAACAAAGUCCGAUUCCUAAUUCGAAAUUUCAACGAUAUGAUAUUAAUUCAUUAACAUUUGAUAGUGCGUCUGAGAUUCUUUCAUCCUUAGAAAUAUUAUUGUGUUUUAUUAAAAGAACUGCAACCAAAGAUGGUAAUAUGUUAAUUAAGGAAUUUGUCGAAAAUUGGAUGAAACUUUCAAGUUUAUUAGAAAACAAAACUUUUUCAAAAUUAUUGAAAAGUGAAUUGCGUUUAAGACAUGUAAUAGCACUAUAUGAGUUGAUUGAAGAACAAGUAUCAAUUAAAAUGGUUCAAUAUAUUGAUAAUAAAUAUAAAGUUCCUAUUGAUGAAGAGACUAAAGAAAUCAUUAUUAAAUUUGUUAAAUUUGAUCAGUUUAGCAUCCAAGAAAAAAAGAUACCAGCAGAAGAUUUCAUUAUAGCAUUAAGGAGAUUUAUGUAUAGAACCCUAUUAGGUGAAUUAAAUAAUGAAAAUGAAAAUUUAGUGUAUUAUUUCACAGAAAUAUCAUUAAAUUUAUGGCCAAAUCAUAUUAAAGAAGAAUUGAUUUCAGAAUUAUUUCCUGAUGAAUUUUUGAUGUGUAAUAUUUAUUGUAUAUAUGAAUAUAUUAUAAAUGAAUUCGAGAUGUAUAAUAAGAAAACUUCACAAAACCACUAUAGCCGCAGUAAUCAUAUGUCUUCAUAUAAACAAGAAUUAGUGGAUUGUGAAGAAGAUAAAACUCGUUCAAAUUGGCUGAUUGGUAUAAAUGCAAUUUGA
Molecule: messenger RNA, 15192 nt
Organism: Entrophospora candida
Lineage: Eukaryota; Fungi; Glomeromycota; Glomeromycetes; Entrophosporales; Entrophosporaceae
Source: the annotation of a GenBank genome assembly